ACGUGUUUACGAGAUGGGGUUGCUGGGCAUAUGGCCAACUCACCUACGCUUGUCGCCGGGCUUAGACAGUCCAUUAGGCGUUUCCUUACCUUUUCUCUGUUUAAUUUAUUUUUGAUCCCACACUAACAUUCAAAUAGCCAUGAACAUAUACAGCAGCAGAAUGUUCAUUCCCUGAGACUGCAGCGCGCGUAGUGGACAAUCCCGGUACUGCAGGGGUCAUUCCCCGGGUCUACAGCGCGCGUAGUGGACAAUCGCGGUACUGCAGGGGAUCUGCAGCUCCCGGAAGUGAAAGUAUUCUGAAUCAGGAAGUGCUGGGAGUUAACAUGGCUUCGAAAGGACCGGUCGAGAGUUUAACAGAGGAGGCGAUUUGUCCCAUCUGCCUGGAUUUCUUCACCGAUCCGGUUAUACUGGAGUGUGGACACAACUUCUGUCGCUCUUGUAUCACACGGUAUUGGGAAAGGGAGCAGAGAAACUCCUGCCCGGAAUGUAGAGAGGUGUUUGCUGACCGUACCCUCAGGGUGAAUCGGGCCUUAGCAAAUCUGGCUGAAAAAGCUCGAAAUCUAAACCUGAAUCGGAAAGGGAAGGAAAGUGAACGUCACUGCGAGGAACAUGAGGAAGAACUGAAGCUGUUUUGCGAAACGGACAAGACACUGAUCUGUCUGAUCUGUAGAGACGCGCAGGAACACCGAGAGCACCGCUUCAAGCCGAUUAAAGAAGCUGUUAAAAUCUACAAGGAUCAGCUAAAAUCUUCCUUAGACUCUCUCACAAAAAAGAAAUCAGACUUCCAGGAAAAGGAGCAGCAACAGAAAGAGAAGAUUUCCGGAGUUCGGAAACAGUCACACAGCAAUCAGACCCACAUCACAUCCCAGUUUGCUGAACUGCGACAGAUUAUCACUGAGAAAGAGCAGAGCUUACUCAGGGAUCUCAGGGAAGAAGAGAAGAGGAUUCUCAAACCAAUGGAGAAAAAUCUUCUGGCUCUUCAAGAGAAUAUAAGGAUUAUUCAGGAGGAAAUCACUAAGUUAAAGGAACAGAUGGAUCAAAAAGACAGUGUGAUGUUUCUCAAGAAGGAAGCACAUCGGAACAGGAGAAUCAGUGACAAUGUCCAGGAAUUGUCAGUGACAGAUGAGGCCCUACCGGUUGAAAAAUUCGAUCGCUUCUAUUUGUUGAACACAGUGCUGAGUGAAACACUUGAUGCCAUUAACCGAGAUUGACAGGUAUGAUGUUGUGGCCAUCACGGAAUCGUGGCUGAAGGAUGGUUGUAGUUGGGAGCUGAAUGUUCAAGAUUACACAAUGUAUCGGAGGAAGGAAGGAAGGCUGAUGGGGUGGUGUGGCUCUGCUGGUAAAUCAGCAGCGAGAUGUGACAUAGGAUUGGGAGAUGUUGAAUCUUGU
This is a messenger RNA of Hypanus sabinus (Atlantic stingray), 1389 nucleotides long. RefSeq names its product nuclear factor 7, brain-like. Gene Ontology annotation, molecular function: ubiquitin-protein transferase activity; zinc ion binding. The record is from RefSeq and is a predicted model, not a curated record. Gene Ontology annotation, biological process: protein ubiquitination. The transcript is spliced from 6 exons. The coding region runs from base 324 to 1211 and encodes 295 amino acids. Lineage: Eukaryota; Metazoa; Chordata; Chondrichthyes; Myliobatiformes; Dasyatidae.